Vicia villosa (hairy vetch) is the source of this 2150-nucleotide messenger RNA. RefSeq names its product casein kinase 1-like protein 1. Lineage: Eukaryota; Viridiplantae; Streptophyta; Magnoliopsida; Fabales; Fabaceae. The transcript has 14 exons. Gene Ontology annotation, cellular component: cytoplasm; nucleus. The record is from RefSeq and is a predicted model, not a curated record. Gene Ontology annotation, biological process: peptidyl-serine phosphorylation; signal transduction; endocytosis. The coding region runs from base 306 to 1655 and encodes 449 amino acids. Gene Ontology annotation, molecular function: ATP binding; protein serine/threonine kinase activity.
GAUAAACACAACACAACACCAUUAUCCAAAUACAUUCCCACACUUCUUCUUACGCUUUCUCUUUAUUAUCAAUAAUCAAUAAUUAAUAAUUUAGAUUAACCUAACCCUCAUUCUUUUUUACCUAUUAAUUUCAUUUCAUCCUUAUCCUUAGAUCUCGCACCAAUUUCUUUUCACAUUCUUUUCUUUUUCAGUUACCAAGUAUAACAUUUAAUAUUUCAAUUUUCAAUUUUUCAUUUUUCAAUUAAGCGUUAUUAUCGUUACUGGUUAGAUUAGGGUUUCAGAUUUUUUGUUUACCCUAAUUUUCAAUGGAACCUCGCGUUGGGAAUAAGUUUCGUCUUGGUAGGAAGAUCGGUAGCGGCUCCUUUGGAGAGAUCUACUUAGGUACUAAUAUUCAAACUAAUGAAGAAGUUGCAAUUAAGCUUGAAAAUGUCAAGACUAAGCAUCCUCAAUUGCUGUAUGAGUCCAAGUUGUACAGAAUUCUCCAGGGAGGAACUGGAAUUCCAAAUGUUAGAUGGUUUGGAGUGGAGGGAGAUUACAAUGUCUUAGUGAUGGAUCUGCUUGGACCUAGUCUUGAAGAUCUUUUUAACUUUUGUAAUAGAAAGUUAUCAUUAAAAACAGUUCUCAUGCUUGCUGAUCAAAUGAUUAACCGGGUUGAGUUUAUUCAUACUAAAUCAUUUCUACACCGAGAUAUCAAACCGGAUAAUUUUCUAAUGGGGUUAGGAAGGCGUGCGAACCAGGUUUAUGCUAUUGAUUUUGGUCUGGCUAAGAAAUACAGAGAUAGUUCCACCCAUCAACACAUUCCUUACAGGGAAAAUAAAAAUUUGACUGGAACUGCAAGAUAUGCUAGCAUGAAUACUCACCUUGGCAUUGAACAAAGUCGAAGAGAUGAUUUAGAGUCUCUUGGUUUUGUUUUGAUGUACUUCCUGAGAGGGAGUCUUCCUUGGCAGGGACUUAAAGCAGGAAACAAGAAGCAAAAGUAUGAGAAAAUUAGUGAAAAAAAGGUUUCUACAUCGAUUGAAGCCUUGUGUCGGGGUUAUCCAACAGAAUUUGCAUCAUACUUCCAUUACUGUCGCUCAUUAAGGUUUGAUGAUAAGCCAGAUUACGCUUAUCUCAAAAGGAUAUUCCGUGACCUGUUUAUUCAGGAAGGAUUCCAGUUUGAUUAUGUGUUUGACUGGACUAUCCUGAAGUAUCAGCAAUCACAGCUUGCCACACCUCCAGCACGGGCCGUCAUUCCUGGUACUGGAACCAGUUCUGCAAUGCCUCCUGUUACCAAUACAGGAGCAGAAGAAGGGCAACCUCCUGGCUUUGUAUCAGUGGAUUCCUCGAGGCGUAGAAUGUCAGGACCCAUUUUGAAUACUUUAUCGAGUGCCAAUGUCUUGGGUCAGUCAAGUGGAUCAUCCAGGCGAGUUGCUGUUUCUAAUAGUCGUGAUGCAUUUGUUGGUGCUGAAUCAGAUGUCCGUACACGCACUGCUGAGGCUAGCCCUGGAGCAGCACACAGAAUUUUGGCUGGGCAAAGAAGUUCACCAAUUGGGUCUUCUGAUCCUCAGAGAGUAACACGGGCUGGGAGAAAUGCUUCUCAAGCCAAUAAUUAUGAAAGUGCCCUUAGGGGCAUGGACGGUUUGCAGUUAGAAAAUGAGGAGAGGACUCAUUAUUAAUAUCUCACCUUCUCAUCUUGUGAGUUGAUAGCCACCACAAAAGCAAAAGCUGCUUUAUGUUGUGAAGUUGAGCUGUGAAAAAGUUUGGAUCUAAACUUGAAAAUCCAAGUUUGUGUUGCUAACUCAUCUGCUCAAUCGAGGGAUUGUGCUUUUCUGUAAAGUUCAGAUUUAAUUGGCACUUCACUUCUGGCCGGAACACCUAAAAUUAUAACAUCUUUUCCUGUGAGUUGUAUUGGUAUACUAGAUGUUUACGGGUCACGUGGACCACAAAGGUCAAAAUUAUCAAAUGUAAUUAGCCAUUGACAUUGUAUUCUUGUUGGAUAAGAUUCCUUGAGUCUCCACUAUGCAAGUACCUGGAAAUUAUUCCGGUAUUUGAAACUCGGAAUGUUUUACCUUGUCUGGUUUGUAUCAAGCUGAAAUCAUAUUAUCUCAUCAGCUUUCCUGUUGCCAUUUUCAUAGUAAACCUGUAUGUCAAAUGAUUUUACUCUGCAAAAA